This is a messenger RNA of Naegleria lovaniensis, 483 nucleotides long. RefSeq lists its product as uncharacterized. Gene Ontology annotation, biological process: protein ubiquitination; translation; modification-dependent protein catabolic process. Bases 1 to 483 code for a protein of 160 amino acids. The record is from RefSeq and is a predicted model, not a curated record. The transcript is spliced from 2 exons. Gene Ontology annotation, molecular function: ubiquitin protein ligase binding; structural constituent of ribosome; protein tag activity. NCBI's taxonomy places the organism in Eukaryota, Heterolobosea, Eutetramitea, Acrasida, Naegleriidae. Gene Ontology annotation, cellular component: cytoplasm; ribosome; nucleus.
AUGCAAAUAUUCGUCAAAUCUGUGACAGGUAAAACACUUACCCUGCAAAUCGAAAGGAAUGAUCACAUUGAGAAGAUCAAAUCGCAAAUUUCGGAAAAGGAAAACAUUCCCACAUGUCAGCAACGACUGCUCUUUGGUGGUAAACCAUUGCAAGAUCUGAAAACUGUGUUGGAUUACGAUAUUCAACAAGAAAGUACUAUACACUUGUUGUUGAGUUUGAAGGGAGGUAAAAAAAAGAAACGAAAAAAAAGGAUCUGUGUAGUUCCUCGUCCCAAAAUUCAUCGCCACAAAAACAUUGUUCUUUUACCAAUUACGACAAACAUUUAUGAAAUUCGAGCAAAAGAUGGGUUCAUUAUUUGCAACAGAAGGACCUGUCCAAAAUGUGGUCCUGGUGUCUUAAUGGCUUCUCAUGAAAAUAGACAAUAUUGCGGACGAUGCCAUUUGUCUUUAUUCCAUUCAUCAAUCAAAACAAGCAAUAUGUAA